Messenger RNA from Colletes gigas, 1479 nucleotides. RefSeq names its product chitinase-3-like protein 1. The transcript is spliced from 4 exons. Gene Ontology annotation, cellular component: extracellular region. Lineage: Eukaryota; Metazoa; Arthropoda; Insecta; Hymenoptera; Colletidae. The record is from RefSeq and is a predicted model, not a curated record. The coding region runs from base 1 to 1479 and encodes 492 amino acids. Gene Ontology annotation, biological process: carbohydrate metabolic process; chitin catabolic process. Gene Ontology annotation, molecular function: chitinase activity; chitin binding.
AUGUUUAAGGCAGUAUAUUUGGCUACUUUCCUGGCGUUCGUUGCUAUCAGUCUUGCGGCCGACAGAAAGAUCGUCUGUUACUUCAGUAGCUGGGCGAUCUACCGUUCCGGACUGGGCAACUUCCAAGUAUCCGACAUCGACCCGCGUUUAUGUACCCACAUGAUCUAUACCUUCACCGGCAUCACCACCGACGGUGAUGUCAGAAUUCUGGAUCCAUGGGCCGACUUGCCAGACGGUGGCGGUAAAAACGGUUACGGAAAGUUCACCGCGCUCCGUCAGUCAAGUCCAAGCACCAAGGCGAUGGUAGCCAUCGGUGGUUGGAACGAGGGAUCCUCCAAGUACUCUCAGGUCGUCAGUGAUCCUACUGUACGUGCUAGAUUCGUCCAGAAUGCGGUCAACUUUCUGAACAAAUACAGUUUCGAUGGCUUCGACGUCGACUGGGAAUAUCCCAAUCAACGCGGCGGUCAACCAUCCGACAAGGCAAACUACGUGACUCUGUUGAAGGAUCUUAAACAGGCGUUCAACAAGUACGGUUACAUCCUCAGCGUGGCCGUGGCUGCUGCCGAAGGGUCUGCCUCCCAAUCCUACAACAUCCCAGAAAUAUCGAAACACGUUGAUCUCAUCAAUCUUAUGGCGUACGAUUUCAACGGUUCCUGGAACAAAAAUGUGGGCAUCAACGCUCCUUUGUACGCUUCACCCAAAGAAUCUGGUUCCCAAGCUAAACUCAACGUCAAUGCAGCGGUUACUUAUUGGCUGCGGAAUGGUGCAGCGGCUGAGAAGCUCAUGCUUGGUGUUCCCUCAUAUGGUAGAUCUUUUACUCUAGCAAACGCUAAUGACAACGGAAUAGGUGCUCCAGCCAGUGGUCCUGGAACUGCUGGUCCUUAUACAAUGGAGGGGGGUAUGUUAGGGUAUAACGAAAUUUGCACGGAUUUACGCCAGGGUGGCUGGACCGUUGUCCGUGACCCAGAUCAACGCGUUCCUUAUGCUUUCAAGGGCAAUCAAUGGGUUGGAUACGAUGAUGUCACGUCUGUUCUGGAAAAGGCCAAAUACAUCAACUCUAUGGGUCUUGGUGGUGCUAUGAUGUGGAGCAUCGAUACCGAUGAUUUCCGUGGUACUUGUGGCUCGAAGUAUCCACUUCUGACUGCUUUGAACAGCGGUUUGAGAGGCAAUGUACCAGCUCCUAAAUCUAAUUUAUCGGCGCAAGCUACUUCAGUACUGACCCAGACAACUUCAACACCAGCUAGUAUAACACCAGCUAGUACAACACUAGCUAGUACAACACAGUCGCUUAAAAAAUCGGACCCUAUCUGUACACGCGAGGGAUACGUUCUCAGUCUGCAUGACUGUUCGACGUUCUACUAUUGUCAGAACGUGGUCGGCGAAAAAUAUCGGGUAUUCGUGUUUCAUUGCCCCGAAGGACUUGCUUUUGAUGUGUCCAUCGAUAGCUGUAACUACAAAGGCGACGGUCCGGGCUGUUAA